UUCUUCCCCGCCAUCUCUUCAUCUCUUCCUCUCAGUGAAAGCCAUGGCCUCACUCAGCCUUGCGGAGCGAAAAGCCUUCGACGACACCAAGGCUGGCGUUAAAGGCCUCGUGGACGCCGGCAUUACCGAAAUUCCUCAUUUCUUCCGCCACCCACCGGGCGUUAUAGAAGUUCCUCAGCCAGCUUCUGCUGUCAAGGCAGAGAUUCCGGUCAUCGAUCUCGGCAUAAUCAACGGAGGCACGAUGGGGCGGGACAAAGUGGUGGAGCUCGUGAGAAUGGCGUCGGAGACAUUUGGUUUCUUCCAGGUAGUGAAUCACGGGAUUCCUCCGGCUGUGCUGGACGAGAUGCUGGAAGGCGUCAGAAGAUUUAACGAGCAGGAGUUGGAGGCAAAGAUGAGACAUUACGUGCGCGAUCAGAAAAGUCCUGUGUUCUUUAAUAGUAAUUUCGAUCUGUACCAAUCUAAGGUGGCCAAUUGGAGGGACACUCUCUUCUGCACAAUCAAGCCGGAAGCCGCCGCCAGGCCGAAUGACAUUCCGGAAAUUUGCAG
Messenger RNA from Phalaenopsis equestris, 546 nucleotides. Its product is annotated as 1-aminocyclopropane-1-carboxylate oxidase homolog 1-like. The annotation marks the transcript as partial. The transcript has a single exon. The record is from RefSeq and is a predicted model, not a curated record. Lineage: Eukaryota; Viridiplantae; Streptophyta; Magnoliopsida; Asparagales; Orchidaceae.